CUGCACUUCACUUUCUGUGGCUGAACUUCCGUGUUUUCAGCUGAGCCUCAGCAGUGAAGCGGUUCACUCCCAGCCCGGCUUUUUCCGUUCUGAAUCAUAGCUUGUGCGUCAAAAUGUUGAAGGCGGUUAUUUUAAUCGGAGGCCAUAACAAAGGCACCAGGUUUCGGCCACUGUCAUUUGAAGUUCCAAAACCCUUGUUUCCAGUAGCUGGUGUGCCCAUGAUGCAGCACCAUAUUGAAGCAUGUGUGAAGGUGCCAAAUAUGAAGGAGAUUUUACUAAUUGGUUUUUAUCAGCCAAACGAAGAACUGACCAAGUUCCUCUCCAAUGCACAGCAAGAAUUCAAGAUUCCUAUCAGGUAUUUACAGGAGUACGCUGCACUGGGCACUGGUGGGGGGAUCUAUCACUUCAGAGAUCAGAUUGUCUCCGGAAGUCCAAAAGCUUUCUUUGUUAUGAAUGCUGACGUCUGCUCAGAGUUUCCUCUCACGGAGAUGAUCAGCUUUCAGAAGGAGCGUGCGCAGCCAAACAGCUUUGUUAUCCUCGGAACUACGGCAAACAGAACGCAGUCCCUGAAAUAUGGCUGUAUUGUUGAAAAUGAAGAAACAAAUGAGGUCUUACAUUAUGUGGAGAAGCCGAGCACAUUUGUCAGCGACAUUAUCAACUGUGGUAUUUACCUCUUUAACUCGGACAUCUUCCAGCAUAUCGGAGCCGUCUUCCAGAAGAAUCAGCAGGACAUGAUGAUGUGUCCCUUUGAUGGAGAAGAGCCAUCCAAUGGGUGGCAGCGGGCAGAGGCUAUCCGGCUGGAGAAGGACAUCUUCACUGCCGUGGCAGGACAGGGCAAACUGUACGUGUAUAAAACCUCCAGCUUCUGGAGCCAGAUCAAAUCUGCAGGGUCUGCAAUUUAUGCCAGUCGGUUGUACCUCAACCAGUAUCACAACAGUCAUCCUGAAAGACUGGCCACAAAUAAAGAGGGCGGUCCCAGAAUCAUUGGUAAUGUCUACAUUCAUCCUACAGCCAGUAUUGACCCCACUGCUUCAUUGGGUCCCAAUGUCUCAGUUAGCAUGGGAGUAACCAUAGGUGCUGGAGUGAGAGUUCGAGAGUCCAUCAUCCUCCAUGGUGCCACGCUACAGGAUCGCAGUUGUGUUCUGAACAGUGUCGUGGGAUGGGAUAGUACCAUUGGCAAGUGGGCAAGGGUGGAAGGAACGCCAAGUGACCCAAACCCCAAUGACCCAUAUUCAAAGAUUGACAGCGAGAGUCUCUUCAGAGAUGGGAAACUGACGCCCUCCAUUACUAUUCUCGGGUGUAACGUGACCAUCCCUCCAGAGGUGAUAAUACUCAACUCCAUCGUCCUCCCGUACAAAGACCUGAACUGCAGCUUCAAAAACCAAAUUAUUCUUUAGUUAAUCUCCCUCCGGCUCGGCCCACUUCGUGUCACUGAUGACUGAUGUGGCUGGAGGCUCGCCUUCACUGCCUUUGAGUUACUGUAUAUAACACGUCAAAAAACAAGAUAUCGGACAUUCACUUAGUGCUGGCAAAAGAUGGAUGUUUAUAUAUUUGUCCUUCAGCCUUCGUGCAUCAUUGGAAGUUGACAACACUGACGUAUGCGGAGACAAGCUAAUCACGAUGUUGAUUCACCUUGGAAGUUGCUACACAGGAGGUUUAUAUGAGGUUUUUUAUUAUUAUUAUUAUUAUUAACUUUACCGAACUGUAAAAUUACUACAGGCACCAGCUUAAUACAUUUGUUUGGCAGGAAAAUUGUGUGUGUUUGGGUAGAAAUGACCACGGUCUGUUUCUCAAGGGCAUCUGACAGACCCGUGGGAACCGUUCUUUCAACAGACGUCUGUGGCUAAUCUAUAAUUUGCUGUGUUUAUGAAGCGAGGGGCUGUGGUUAAAAUGUUUUACAGUGUUUCCGUGUUUAACUCGAAAAUUGACUGUCAUCAAAUGAAAUGGGUCAGUUUAAGAUUUACAUCGCAAUCAAGUAGCAUUGUCUUUUGGAACUGCUGACUUAGCGGGGGGCCGUGAGAGUCAGCCGUUGCAAUCAUGGGGAUAACUUCCAAUUUAUAGUUCCACUACAUUAACUUCAAAUUAUUAAGCCAACAAAGAACGCCGGAUCACUUCAGCACGUCUUGUUCCUGUUGGGAUUUGUAAAUUUUAGAUUUUUUUGUUGAGUUCUCUUCAGACGAUCCGCCAUUGAAAAUGUUACGUUUGUGUAUUAGACAAUUAGCAGUGCUUUGGGGCCAUGGGUGGGGGCGCUCAACAAACAAAAGAGUUUUAAGAAUGUUUUCUGCUCCAGAUGGAUGUUUAGUAG
Molecule: messenger RNA, 2305 nt
Organism: Thalassophryne amazonica
Lineage: Eukaryota; Metazoa; Chordata; Actinopteri; Batrachoidiformes; Batrachoididae
Product: mannose-1-phosphate guanyltransferase alpha-A
Exons: 13
Coding region: 114-1397 (427 amino acids)
Biological process (GO): biosynthetic process
Cellular component (GO): cytoplasm
Source: RefSeq, a predicted model, not a curated record